UCUUAACUCCAGCUCAUCAGUCUGCUCACAUUCGUUGACUCGAAGUGUGUGUGUUUAAAGUGUCGUUGAUUUGCUUUUUUUCUGCAUUUUGUUACCACAAUAAUUGUUCAGUGCCGUUGAGAGUGAAUUUAAAGUGUUAUUGCUGAAGUUAAUUAUUUCUUUUAUUUGCGUUUUAAUAGUUUUUUUUUAUAGUGUUUUCCACCUAAAUAUAAUAUUUCUAUUAGUGCGCGAGUGAAGAAGAGCGAGAAAAGCAAAGAAAAAUGUCAUUUCCAAAGGCAAAACUGAAGAGAUUCAACGAUAUUGCAGUCUUCAGCUCACCUUUUGGUGGGAAACGCGACAAUUCAGCCAGCAAGAAGGAUGAGAAAUCUGGAAGUGCAUCGGAUUUGGAUUCUGUGAAAAGUGCCUCAAAGAGUUCAAAAUCCUCGGCUUAUCGUCUCUUCAGAACGCCGUCACUGCCGCGUCGUCUCAAAUUCCGCACGAAUUCCGAGUCUACGCCCAAGAAGUCAACAUCAUCCGUAAAGACAAAUGCCGGAGGAAUACCUUUGCCUCCUGCAAUCAAGCAGAAGGAGUCACUUGAAAUUGCCACGCUGGAGUUGAAGGAGAAGUGCGAUAAGUUGAUCGAAUGCGAAUAUCUCGUUGCGGCACUGAAGAGCAAAUAUGAGGACAUUCUGGACGAGAACAGCGCGCUCAGGAAGACAGUUGAUGAGCUGGAAAUGUCCAAUAAGUUGCUGCAGCAAGUGGCCGACGGAUCAGUGAAGAAGAUUGAGGAGCUUGAAGUGGAGCGAGCGAUAAUUCUACGGGAUUACGAGAUGGGCGUUGGGGAGUUGAUAAGGAGCAAUCAACAGUUGCAAUUGGAUUGCCAGGAGAAGGAUGAGGCAGUGCAGUUUCUUCAGCUGGAGACAGAGUCUUUCAGAGUGUCUCUCGAGCAGUGCGAGAUUCGCAUUGGGCAGUUUAUUGACGAGGCAAUGGAUUUGCGUCGCGAGAAUGCUGUCCACAAGGAGGAAGUCCAGAAGUUAUCCAGCGAAUUGACCUCAGCCCAGAAUCACGGGAAGCAGCUGACGGAGGAGUUUUCCAGGGCGAGGCAGAUUAUUGCCGAGCUGACUGAGGAGCUGCGCGAUUGCCAGAUAGAGCUGGAUAAUCAUGAUUUGCGGCUGAAGGAGGUGGAAUCCGUGGCGGUGCUCGAGAGGGCGAAGCUAUUGAAGAGUCAUGUGGAGCAACUGGCGGAGGUGGAGAGAGAGAAGCUGACGGACAUUGACAAGAUCAAUGAAGCCGCCGAAGAGAAGAUUCGCAUUGCUGGCCUGCAGGCACAGGAGAAGAUUCGCGGUCUCCAGCGGGAGAUUGAGGUGGCAGUGGGACGAGAGACGAGCAUUUGGCGCUCCGAGCUGGAUCGGUGUCAGAAGAUUGCCGAGAAUGAGAUUCUGCAGAUGGAGUACGAGAAGAGAGACCUCAAGACGCUCUUGGAUGACGCUAAUGAGUUGAUGCGGGAGAAGGACAGGAGGAUAACCGAAUUGGAGCAUCUGCUGAAGGAGGAGGACGAUACGUAUGCCAUUGCGCGACGUGACUGUGAAGUGGAGAUUAAGAAGACCCAGGAAGCGUACCAGAAGCUCAUGACAGAGAAGCACAACUACCAAUUGACGCUGGAGAACACGCGAUCCACCGUGAAUAUUUUGAUGGAGCGCCUCAAGAGAUCUGACACAGAUGUGGAGGUGCUGAAUUUGGAGAAGUCAUCGAUGAACUGCGAAAUUGAGCGUCUUAAGGAGCAAAUUCUGCGCACUGAGAACGAGAAGGAGGAGCUGAGGUGUGCUCUCGAGGCACUUCACAAGUCAUCUGUCGCUCUCGAGGUGGAGAUGAAGGCGCGCGAGGCGCUCUAUGAGCAGCUGAUGACGUCCGAGGCCGAGACACUGGUCGUGGUGGACAAUCUGGGAAAGCUGUUCCAGGAUCGCAUUGACGAGGGCGCGAGCAAGUAUGCAGAGAUGUACAGUGAUCUGAAGAAGCGCUAUGAAAUGCGCGAGAGCUACAUUAAGGACAUGAAGAAUUUGCUCGAAGAGUUCGCCGAUGGCAUCGAAUUGGCGAGAAUUGAGUUAGACCUCAAGGAUCAGAAGCUGUAUGACUUGGAGGAGGAGAAUCGCACGAUAAAACUCGAAAGUAUGACGUACAAAUUCAAGUAUCAACAGUUCGAGGCUGAGUCGGAUGGACAUGCCGGCAAAUCGAGUGGUCUGAGGCCACCAAAUCCCACUCCGGAUCCCACACGCGAGGCGCCCGAAGGUGUGGAGUCCAACCAGGCGAUUCAGGAGUUGAUUGACGAGCUGCAGAAGGAGGCAAGUCCGGUGGUGACUCGUCAAAUUUGUCUCCUCGAUGACUUUGCCAGCUGGAAUUGUGCAGAUCAGGGGGAUGAGAACAGAAUUUUGCGUCAACAACUCGGCGAGAUGGUCAAGAAGGUGGAGAAAUUGGAGGCGGAAACACAGAAUUCAAUGCCAGAGAAGAGGUUUGAGUGCUACAAAGAAGAUAACGUGAUUCUUAAGCAGAGGAUUUGCCAUCUGGAGUCAGUCACAAAAGAUCAGGAGGUGACUAUAAAUGUGUUGAAGGAUCUCAUUGACUUGAAUACAACAACAAAUAGCGCCCCAGUGACGCCACACAAACCGCGCAGGGAGAGAAAUGUCCAAAGUGGCACACCAAAGACGCCCAAGUGUCUGUUCAUGGACGGCAAGGAGAAUUUAUCGCCGGCCUCAAAGGUUCUACGCCAGAGAAAUAAUUGAGACUUGUGCAUGAAUUUACCAUCUUCAGAGAGUCUUUUUGUCUAUAAGCUUAAUUGUGCUCACAUGAAUAAAUUAAAACUUCUUCACAAC
Molecule: messenger RNA, 2846 nt
Organism: Phlebotomus argentipes
Lineage: Eukaryota; Metazoa; Arthropoda; Insecta; Diptera; Psychodidae
Gene: mira
Product: coiled-coil domain-containing protein 186
Exons: 4
Coding region: 261-2756 (831 amino acids)
Source: RefSeq, a predicted model, not a curated record